Molecule: messenger RNA, 1417 nt
Organism: Exophiala viscosa
Lineage: Eukaryota; Fungi; Ascomycota; Eurotiomycetes; Chaetothyriales; Herpotrichiellaceae
Exons: 2
Coding region: 298-1359 (353 amino acids)
Molecular function (GO): nucleic acid binding
Source: RefSeq, a predicted model, not a curated record
AACGAAACCGCUUGUGAUUGAAAUAGGAUCGUUGUACGCCGACCAAACACGUAAAUUUUGAUUUCGGCCCCCAAUUCGGAUGGUUUCCGUUGACACGUCGGGCGAAGCUUCGAUAUCUUGAUCAUCUGGCACACCACUGCAAUCAAUAUUCUUGAGUAACGCAACAAGUUUGAAACUCGGACCCUUCUCAUCGCACCUCCUCGGUCUUUUCACGUUGUCGUUGUCGACGAACAUAACCAUGGUUGACCUAUUAUCGGCGCCUUGGGGAAGGUCCUCACCUCUGAGCCACCAGAGUUCAUGUCUAUCAUCAACCAUGUCUUACACGAGCCAGGUCCUCAGGACCUGGCGAUAGGCAGAUAUAUAUAUGUUCACUCACCAUGGAUCAUUUCAUAUCAAACAAUAAUUCACUUCCACCUCUCCAGACCAGCAAUCAUGGUUGACGACAAACACCACCUGUCUCAAGAGCUCGCGGUCUUCGAGAAUUCUCCCCGAGACCAAGAACAAGCGGUGCAGGAGAUACAGCAUGAGAACUCCGGGAGCAUAGAAGUCCUACAGCCUGUCGCGGAAAUACAGCUGCGACACCCAGCAAGGCCCUUGGUGACCAUCGUACCGCGGGAGAACGCUCUUCUCAGCUCCCAAACAGCAGCUCGUCUCCAGCCUCACUUACCACCAUACGAAUGGUCGUUCUGGACAGAUGCUUCCCUCCCGAGUCAUAAGGUGGCUUAUGCGGUUAAGCUUGCAGGCUGCGGCUUCUGCGUUGUACACCGUCGUCUCGACAAUAGCAAACCCAGUGAUCGAGAUUUUGCUACCACAUGGUGGCAAAGCUGCUUUGUGGCACGCAAUGUGCAUAGAAUCGGAGAUGGUGAAAUGCUUGCCGUGGCGCAAGCUUUGGCAAUGGCCGUCGACCAGUGCAAGCGCAUCUCCGUGACUGUUGUCAACAGUGCCACGAAUGAAAUGCCGGGAUUGAUGGACGGAAGAGAGCGCCAGGCAGCUAAUGAUUCAUGGCCGAUGCCAAAGGUAGUGAAUAUAUUCACAGAUGAUCGGAAGGUCUUGGACUCCAUCGAUACGUGCUGGCUUUCUGGCAGAGAGCCAGGCCCCCGGUCACCGAUGAGGCAUGCCAAUGCCAUGAUUAGGGCGCUUAGCGAUUUUGGUGUCAGAGUGCAUCUUCAGUUGGUUCCGGGUCAUUCCACCGACGUCCAUAAUCGCUGGGCUCAUGAAGGAGCUCGAAAUGCGCUGCAUCCGCAAUAUCACGUGCAGAAAGUAUGCACGACAGAAAGAAAACCGCGGCCGCACCGGAGGCCACACAAGGAUGAAACUUUGCAACGAGCCUUCAAGACCACAGUUGAGGAAGGAAUGUGAGCCUACAGGACAAUAGCGUGAGAAUUACAAGAAUUGGUACACCUCCAAAUUCAUUGAG